AUGUCAGACUACCCAGCGUUUGUGGACUCUAAGCCUCCAGUCAUCACCCUCGAAAAGUACGACGUUGCUCCUUGGGCCGGCACCACCUGUAUCGACUUUAGAAACAACGACUACGUAGUGGUUGUGAUGGAGACCCCCGAUAAGGUGGUGGCCAGGAUUGAUGCCAAGGACCACGAGGUGUUGCAACGGAUCUUCAGGAGUGCCCAUGCCACCCACGCUCAGCAAUCGAAGAAGUAG
This is a messenger RNA of Suhomyces tanzawaensis NRRL Y-17324, 237 nucleotides long. RefSeq lists its product as uncharacterized. Bases 1 to 237 code for a protein of 78 amino acids. The transcript has a single exon. The record is from RefSeq and is a predicted model, not a curated record. Lineage: Eukaryota; Fungi; Ascomycota; Pichiomycetes; Serinales; Debaryomycetaceae.